UUCACGUCCGGGUCAGAUUGUUUCCAGCAUUUUCCCAAACAGCUGAUCCGGUCUAUAUAUUUGAACUGUGAAGACUAAAGAAAUAACGACAUAUUUGAUAAUUAAUAUGGAUUUCUUAAAUGCUGAAAUCGUGAGGAAGAGAAAACUAAUUGAAGACAAAAAUCUUAUUACUGAUUCAAAGAAAUACUUCAAACGAGCCGAUCUUGCCCGAAAAGAAGAAGAAGAGUAUUUCGAAAGAUGUGGCCACAAGAUGGAGAAGAAAGAGGAGAAGGCAGAUCCCUCCACCUCGUCCAAUAGCACUUUAGAGUUGGAGCUGACUGAGGAGAAGCUGCCAAUGUCGCUCUCCCGGCAGGAGGUGAUCCGGCGGCUGAGGGAGCGAGGCGAACCAGUGCGUCUGUUUGCAGAGUCAGACUAUGAGGCCUUCCAGAGGCUCAGGAAGAUUGAGAUUCUCGCUCCGGAAGUCAACAAGGGUUUGAGGAACGACCUGAAGGCAGCCAUGGAUAAGAUUGAUGCGCAGUACCUGAAUGAGAUCGUAGGGGGCACUGGGGAGCCGGGUGAGGUGGACACACAAUUCGAUCUAAGAGUACAUGAGGCAGACACAACCAUUGAGGAGCUGGAGGCUCUGGGUAAAUCUCUGGGAACGGGAGAUGACAAUGGGGACCAGGAUGUCAUCGACAAAGUCCUUAGGUUCCUGCUGGGAGUCUGGGCGAAGGACCUGAACGGUCGAGAGGACCACGUGAAGCGCAGCGUGCAGGGCAAGCUGGCCAGCGCCACCCAGAAACAGACUGAGUCCUACCUCAAACCGCUAUUCCGGAAACUACGCAAGAAGAGUUUGCCAGCAGACAUCAAAGAAUCAAUCACAGACAUCAUUAAAUUCAUGCUGCAGAGAGAAUAUGUAAAGGCGAACGAUGCAUACCUGCAGAUGGCCAUUGGUAAUGCCCCCUGGCCCAUCGGGGUGACCAUGGUGGGCAUCCACGCCCGUACGGGGCGAGAGAAGAUCUUCUCCAAACACGUGGCCCACGUCCUCAACGACGAGACCCAGAGAAAAUACAUCCAGGGACUGAAAAGGUUGAUGACUAUCUGCCAAAAACACUUCUCCACAGACCCCUCAAAGUGUGUGGAGUACAAUGCCCUGUAGUACACUGACCGUCUACACCUGUGGUCACCAAGCCUUGUCUUAGAGUCCUGGGGUGCGCAGGCUUUUGUUCCAACCUAGUGCUACAGCACCUAAUUCAAUUGACUAUGGUCUUGAUGAUCAUAAAAUAUGUUGAAUCAGGUGGGCUAGUGUUGGGUUGGAAGGAAGGAAAGCAUGCCUGUAUACUUUGUAGUCUUACAGUAUCAGGAUUGGUAUCCACUGUUUGGUUACACAUCUGUGGAAGUCACAACAGCUGAGGAAGUCUCUGUACUUCUGUCUACAUACCUGUCAAUGGAGAUCCAGCUGUUCAUGUAUAUUUGGAGGCUCACUUUUUGCCACUGUUUACUGUUUUGGGUAGCUUUUUUUUUAGGGUUUACAGGUUAAUAUUUUCCUUGUUACUCAAAUGAACGAACAUGCCGUGUAAAUAUCCCUUCUAAGAUGAGUCUUUCUCCAGUGUGCUAGUUCUAUAUCUUUGUAAGAAUGGCCAUGAUGUGUAAGUUUUAUUAUGCAAAGCUUUGAAAAAAGAAGCUUUAAAUUCAAGAAUGAGAAAACAGCAGUUGAAACCUGUCAAAGUAUACAUCUUUACCUGUGUGAAUGGUAAACUAUGUUCUUAUUAAUGCAAUACAUCUAAAUUCAGGGGG
Molecule: messenger RNA, 1776 nt
Organism: Salvelinus namaycush (lake trout)
Lineage: Eukaryota; Metazoa; Chordata; Actinopteri; Salmoniformes; Salmonidae
Gene: prpf18
Product: PRP18 pre-mRNA processing factor 18 homolog (yeast)
Exons: 10
Coding region: 107-1138 (343 amino acids)
Biological process (GO): RNA splicing; generation of catalytic spliceosome for second transesterification step
Cellular component (GO): U5 snRNP; U4/U6 x U5 tri-snRNP complex; U2-type post-spliceosomal complex
Source: RefSeq, a predicted model, not a curated record